This is a messenger RNA of Oncorhynchus keta (chum salmon), 5306 nucleotides long. Its product is annotated as adenylate cyclase type 1-like. The record is from RefSeq and is a predicted model, not a curated record. Lineage: Eukaryota; Metazoa; Chordata; Actinopteri; Salmoniformes; Salmonidae. Gene Ontology annotation, molecular function: adenylate cyclase activity. Bases 317 to 3805 code for a protein of 1162 amino acids. Gene Ontology annotation, biological process: intracellular signal transduction; cAMP biosynthetic process; adenylate cyclase-activating G protein-coupled receptor signaling pathway. The transcript is spliced from 19 exons. Gene Ontology annotation, cellular component: plasma membrane.
GCCUAGCGAAAAGCUGUCAGAUUCAGAACUCGACCGUCGUGUGCUCGAGUCUGUUUCCACACUGUAUUCCUCGCAGGAGUGAAACAAAAGCCGCCGAGAGCCUACUUUUUGGAGUCUUCCUAAAGGGGAGAAAAUGCUUGCACGUUUCCUUGGUGACUGAUCUCCACGAACAACAGAUUUCAACCUGUGGAUAUUGCGUGGCGUGCGCCAGUUUCCAGCCAUAGGGAUUCGGGACGCUCACCCCUCUAGCCGGCAGCGUGCUUGAUUGUUUCCCGGCGUCGGUCUGUGGCGCGCUGUGUGGUCCAGUGUCUCGUUUAUGAAUGGCCCUGACAUGGAGGAAAUUCCGUUUCAGAAAGUCAAAACCCGGCGGAAGAAAAGCCACUGUCCACCCGGCGUCCCUCUGACUACCAUUGCAUGCGAGGACGAGUUCGACUGUAAGGAGCUGGAGUCUCUGUUCCAGAACUACAACCUAAAGCUGGAGCAGACGUCCACUCUCAAAGCCCUGGCGGUGCUCAUCAUCAUGGCAUCGACGCUGGCCGUGGUGGAGUUGCUUUCCGGGCCCAAUCUGACCAUCCCCAAGGGGUCCCAUCCUGUCCACUGUAUCGUCUUCGUAUCCCUCUUCAUUGUCACCAACGUCAAAUACCUACAGGUGACCCAGCUCCAGCAGAUCGUCAACCUGACCUUGCUCUUCGCCUUCACCUUCUCGUUCCUCUGCUGUCCCUUCUCUCUCGGAGCCGUGGGGCUGGAGCCCCCUACCAACCCGGAGCAAGGCAUGUGGCAGCUCAUGCUGGUUACAUUCGUCGCCUACUCACUCCUGCCCGUGCGGACUCUGUUAGCAGUAGUGUUUGGAAUAAUGAUUGCCAUCUCUCAUGUAAUUGUGACAGCGACCUCGGUGACAGUCAAGACACAGAAAUUAUGGAGAACGCUGGUGGCCAACACAGUGCUGUUUACCAGUGUGAACCUGUCUGGAUUGUUUGUGCGCAUCCUGACUGAGCGAGCCCAAAGGAAGGCUUUCCUACAGGCACGCAACUGCAUCGAGGAGAGGCUACGCAUGGAGGACGAGAAUGAGAAACAGGAGCGCCUUCUGAUGAGUUUGUUGCCAAGGAACGUGGCAAUGGAGAUGAAAGAAGAUUUCCUGAAGCCUCCUGAAAGGAUCUUCCACAAGAUCUACAUCCAACGCCAUGACAACGUCAGUAUCCUGUUUGCUGAUAUCGUGGGGUUCACCAGUCUGGCAUCCCAGUGUACAGCCCAGGAACUGGUCAAACUACUCAACGAGCUCUUUGGGAAGUUUGAUGAGCUGGCCACAGAGAACCACUGUAGGCGUAUAAAGAUCCUGGGAGACUGUUACUACUGUGUGUCAGGUCUGACCCAGCCCAAGACUGACCACGCUCACUGCUGCGUGGAGAUGGGCCUGGACAUGAUCGACACCAUCACGUCGGUAGCGGAGGCCACCGAAGUGAAUCUGAACAUGCGUGUGGGUCUCCACACGGGCCGGGUUCUGUGUGGGGUCCUGGGACUGAGGAAGUGGCAGUAUGACGUGUGGUCCAACGAUGUCACACUGGCCAACGUGAUGGAGGCAGGGGGACUGCCUGGGAAGGUCCACAUCACCAAGGCGACCCUGGACUCCCUGAAUGGAGACUAUGAGGUUGAACCAGGCAACGGUCAUGAGAGAAAUGCCUUCCUCCUCAAACACCAGAUCGAGACCUUCUUCAUUGUGCCAACUCACCGACGGAAGAUAUUCCCAGGAUUGAUUCUCUCGGAUAUAAAACCUGCCAAAAAGAUGAAGUUUAAGACGGUGUGCUACUUGCUGGUGCAGCUCAUGCACUGUAGGAAGAUGUUCAAGGCCGAGAUACCUUUCUCAAACGCCAUGAACUGUGAGGAUGGUGACAAGCGGAGGGCCCUGCGGACAGCUCCAGAUAAACUGCGGAACCGGACUUCGGUGUCAGCUAACGUGAGCCAGGCCAGCCCGGGCACGCGGGUCAACCGCUACAUUGGUCGUCUGAUUGAGGCGAGGCAGACAGAGUCGGACACAGCUGACCUCAACUUCCUUACACUCAUGUACAAGUGCUCUGAGCGUGAGCAGAGGUACCACCAGCUACAUGAUGAGUACUUCUCCAGCGCUGUUGUCCUCUCUCUAAUCCUAGCUGCCUUGUUCGGCCUUGUCUACUUUCUCAUCAUCCCACAGGGAACAGUGGUUCUGGUCCUACUGGUCACCUGCAUCUGUUUCCUAGUAGUUUGUAUCAUGUACCUGCAUGUCACUAAAUUACAGUGUUUUCCAGGGUGCCUCACUAUUCAGAUCCGUACUGUUCUGUGUGUUCUCAUAGUGCUCUUAAUCUAUGCUGUAGCCCAGGCCUGCGUGGUGGGCUGCAUGCCAUGGCUGUGGGGUAGUCCCCACCACUCCAACAGCUCCAUUGUCAACAUGGAUACAGCAGGCCCGCUACGCAGCUUCAACCGUACUUUGAUGGAGCUGCCAUGUGACGGUGCCCGCUACGCUUUCUUGUCAUGCGUUGUGGGCACGCUGACACUGGCACUCUUCCUGCGCGUAUCCUGGAUGCCAAAGAUGGCACUUUUGCUCCUCCUGGGGGUGCUGUAUGUCACUGUGCUGGAGCUCAGCGGAUUCAGACGCACCGCGAGUGGGGGGUCUAAUCUCCAGAUCCGGGGCUAUGAGCCCAUCCUAUCCCUGCUGCUGUUCACCAGUGCCCUGGCCCUCCACUCUAGACAACUGGACCUUAAACUACGACUGGAUUUUCUUUGGGCCACACAGGCAGAGGAGGAGAGGGAUGGCAUGGAGAAGGUCAAGCUGGACAACAGGCGGAUUCUUUUCAACCUACUUCCUGCUCAUGUGGCUCAACACUUCCUCCUGUCCAACCCCAGAAACAUGGAUCUGUAUUACCAGUCCUAUGCCCAAGUCGGAGUGCUGUUUGCUUCCAUCCCCAACUUCAAUGACUUCUACAUUGAGCUGGAUGGGAACAACAUGGGAGUAGAGUGUCUGAGACUACUCAAUGAAAUCAUCGCUGAUUUUGACGAGCUCAUGGAUAAAGAUUGCUAUAAGGACAUUGAGAAGAUCAAAACCAUUGGCAGCACGUAUAUGGCAGCUGUGGGUCUAGUCCCCACCAUCGGAACAAAGGACAAAAGAUCUGUCUAUGAUCACCUGAGCACAGUUGCAGACUAUGCUAUUGAGAUGUUUGAUGUGCUGGAUGAAAUCAACUACCAGUCAUACAACGACUUUGUCUUGAGAGUGGGUAUCAACGUGGGUCCGGUGGUGGCGGGGGUGAUCGGGGCCAGGAGGCCUCAGUAUGAUAUCUGGGGGAACACAGUGAACGUGGCCAGUCGCAUGGACAGCACCGGAGUCCCUGGCAAGAUACAGGUAACAGAGGAUGUGUACCGUAUCCUGGGGGAUAACUAUGACCUGGUGUGCCGGGGGAAGGUUAGCGUGAAGGGUAAGGGUGAGAUGCUCACCUAUUUCCUGGAGGGCAAGGUCCACAGCGCGGGCUGCGCCACCACCUCCUCCGUGGUGCGCUCUGCCAGCCUGAACCGCCGUGCCCACUCCUGCGGCAAGGCCAGCGUUCCCACCAAACUGGGCAGUGUCAACUCUGUCGCCAGCUUCACAGUUCGCGCCAGCAUGGUUAGCCUCGGUGGCACGGGUAACAGCAGCUCUAGCCCCAGUGUCAAUGUCAGUAUCCACCCCAUGCCAUGCUUGCCCUCACCCUGUGUGCCCACACUGGGAGAGGAGGAUGAAGAAGAGGAGACAGAUGUAGAUGUGGGAGGAGUGGUGGUGGAACGGGUGAAAGAAUUGGCUGUGUAGGGAGGUGGAGAGAAGAAGUGCCGCACUGUUGUAAACUUGAGUUCCAGACCUCCCCGUCCUGGGCUAUCACAUCCGUCAGGAGUCACUGGGGGUCCCACUAAAGAUUGAACCAGGGUCUCCUGUGGGUAAAUGGUACACUGGGAUACUGGGACAGCCCACUGCACAAAUGCACCUCGAGGAGUUACCUGUCUCUGAGGAUGGUCAGACUGGACAACUGGACAAUCACACCUAGGAUGGCUGCACGAUAAAAUCACGCAGACUUGAUUGAGUUUGUUGUUACAUAAAUAGUGACUUGCCACUGUUUGCAACCAAACACAAUCAACUGAAGAUUUCCGGCUUCCAGCAUGGGAACAUCAGGCUCCUGGUGACAUGACCAGAAGUAUGAGUGAGUGUGGCAGCCAGGUGAUAGUGUGUUGUCCCUCUGUGUGUGUACAUUCCCAACAGGGGGACAUGCACAAAGCACAGCCCACUUUUUAUGUCUUCUUCUCUGAUUAUGCCAAGGAUUCAUUCCAUCCUUCAAGGUGUAAUAGGCUAGUUUUCGUGUACUGUAAAUACGGUAUGCAUGCAUGUGUGUAUUCAUACACAAGUAUUUAUAUGUGUGUAUGCAUGUGGGUGUUCGACCUUAAAUCUUAAAUGAAAUAGCACAAAUACACAUUUUUAUACAUUCAAAAAGUAUCUCAAAAGGCUUUUGACACAACGUCUUUAGUAGUGCAUGACCUGUUAGUGCUGGUCUGGACUGGUCUGGUUUCCUGUCGAGUGUAAACCAAAGCAAUGAGCUCCUCUAACAUCCUGUUGUUUAGUACUUCGUCCUUCACAAAAGGAGCACUACCGCCGUCUAGGUUUCUGGCUUUUCAGUCAUGGUCAGGGGGGGUCAAACACUCAAUAGUCAAGAUAUAUGGUUUACUGCAUAUGACAUAUUUUAAGUCUCAUUGAUCCAAACGAAUAAUCAUGGCUGUUUGGUAAGACUGUUUAGAACCAGAAUGGUCUGGUUUUACAUAAGGGUAAAUCACUUAGUGUUACAUUUCUAAUGUAGGGAACCAGGUGCAACACACACACAGUCAGACAUAGCUUUGUUUGCAUCCAUGAACUUGUCGAGUUGUGUAUUGAUCAAGGCUUGUUAUUCGUCCAUUGCUCUGCCCUGAUAGGGAUUGUGUGUGGGGAUGUGUGUCCUGUGUCGGCUUUACACGCAGCAGGCUGUAGCCAAGGCUUUGAAGGGACAGGGAGGUCGGUAAAAUAGGCAUUGGGUAAGGUGCGUUGGCUUUGACCCACAGUGCGAUGCCCUCAUCCUUGAGUCCCCGAUGUAGGCUAUAGAACUUUAGUUAAUGCCAAACCUGGAACAGUCUCUCUUACGCACAACCACCAACACAUACGUAUGCUCGCUCCUUCACACAUUCUCUGUGACACACACACACACACACACACACACACACACACACACACACACACACACACACACACACACACACACACACACACACACACACACACACACACACACGCA